This is a messenger RNA of Hippocampus comes (tiger tail seahorse), 2905 nucleotides long. It is a transcript of the gene sgo2, whose product is annotated as shugoshin 2. Gene Ontology annotation, biological process: meiotic sister chromatid cohesion; meiotic chromosome segregation. NCBI's taxonomy places the organism in Eukaryota, Metazoa, Chordata, Actinopteri, Syngnathiformes, Syngnathidae. The transcript is spliced from 9 exons. Bases 218 to 2815 code for a protein of 865 amino acids. The record is from RefSeq and is a predicted model, not a curated record. Gene Ontology annotation, cellular component: kinetochore; chromosome, centromeric region; nucleus.
CGGACUCUAAGCGGAAGUACGGCGAAGUUUGUUAGUGUUCAAAAAUGGAAGCGGUUGUUGUUUUCGAAAUGUUCUCCAAUGUAAUUGUUUCAGUUGAGUUUCUGUUUUCGUUUCUUGCGUGAAAUUGAAAAGGAUCUACUCGACAAAGUCGCAUGCCGUGUGACUCCAUUUGCUGACUGCAUUUCUCAGUGUAAAACAACGUGAUUUUUCUCCAAUUAUGAUGCAAUUAAAAACAAUGAAGCCUACCAAGGCUUCCAAGAAGGAAUUUGCUUCAGCAUCCAGGAUAAAAAAUAAAAUGCACAACACCUCCUCCUUCUUCAAGGUCUCAUUGAAGACCAACAACAAGGCCCUAGCUCUCGCCGUACAGGCCGAGAAGCAGAAGUCCAUGCUACUACAGACAGAGAACCUGCACCUGAGAAGGGAAGCACAGUCUGCAUGCUUUGAUUUGGCCACCACGAAGCACAAGUACAGGAAACUGCUCCUCAUCUUGAAAAACCUUUAUCACAGUACUCUCCAACACAUGAACAUGGUAGCUGAAUUAUUCCCUGACAGCGCUCUCUUUGAAGCAUCAGAGGACGACAAUGUCCUCCCAACUGAUUCUGACAAUCCUUCAAUUGAAAAUGUGGCACCAGAUCCUCCAGAAGUUUCAAAGGAUUCAGCGGAACUCAGUCCAGAAAUGCAACCGGGCAGUCCUGAAAACAACAUGCCUGCUGUCUUACCCACUCUGAGCAGAAAUGUGUCUACUGGCAACGCAAAAACAGAUGACGGGAAAAGGGAUUCAAACCAGCAGACACUCCAGAUGGAGUCAGCGCACCAGUCCAACAACUUAAGGGAGGAAGUGAAUAGGCUGUCAGCUAGGUUCUCUCGGUCUGGUUUCGACCGCAACUCUUUGCCGUGUCGACUGAGCAACCCAACAUCUUCAGCUUUGACUAGUACUGAAACACCGUCUCCCUCUGCUGGAGUCAACGCUCCUUGUGAUCUUAUGGAAGUUGUGCCAGAGCAUACCGUGGUCUUCAAUACAACCAUGGAGAUGACUCAAAGUAAUGCUUCGGAAAUUGUCAUUCAUCGUUCUGCGGAGGAAAAAACACUCCAGAAACCGAAAUGCAAGAAGAAAAAACAACGUAAUGUUGUCGCUUCAAGGCCAACAGACAGUUCACAAGUUUUGGAUGAGGCAAAUUCGAGUGUGAAAGUCACACCGCCUGAGCUUAGUGACACUGCCUCGCACACAAAACACCAGGCACCAGAAAGUUUGGACAAGCAUCCUAAAGCGGAGUCUCAAAGUAAGCUCACAUCGCGUAUUCCCAAAAGGGUGAAAUCCAGAGUUGGCGGCCAUCAAAAGGGAAAAAGCACCAAGUCAACAUUGGAUUCUGCUGAUUUUGUCUGUCCUGCCUUGGAUGAUGACGUCCUUUCCUUUGCACCCAACCAAAACGAGGAGUUACCCAUAGAGAAGGAUUCCUCGAAAAAAACAAAGUCAAACAUUACAUAUAGGAAGUACACAAAGAAAAGUCAACGGAGGUCCUCGAUCAGUAUGACGUCAGUGUUGUCACCUCAUGACCGAGAGACUGGAGGCUCCACGGUGGACCACAAUGAGAGGACAGACAGUUUUGCAACUGCAGAGUUGGAGGAACCAAGCCAUUCCACAGGUGGAUAUGAACCACAGGUAAAUGCUGAGUCUGCCCCAACCUCUCAAGGACAUCCCAACUCAAGGUGCAGAAAGACAUUUGUUAUAUCUGUGGAUCACCCUGCACGCAUCAGAAAAGAACCAGAACUAUUGUCAAAAGAUCACGAGUCCUACCACGAUGUAGAAGAAUCCUUGCGGCCCUGCGCAACCACAGAUGGAGGUUCUGUUGCACCAAAGCCAAGCUCCUGUAAGCGUCCUUGGGAGUCCACUCAGAAUCAAGGAAGCCUCCCAGUAAACUUGUCUGACAGUGAUAACAGGGACGACAUACUGCCACGGGAGGAAUCCUCGGCUGCAGGUUAUGAGUUUCAGAAGCCCAAAAAAGCAAGAAAGGAGGUCUCGAGGAGAUCCAGCAGGGAAAAAUCACAUUUCAAUCAUGACUCUAGCGAUCAUGCAAAGAACAAGAACAACAAAAAACAACACCAUGACAAAGGUGUUUGUCCUGCGGAGGAUGUGGUUUAUCUUCCGGAUCCCCCUGACUCCUCUUUCUGUAAUGUGUUUGCAUUCUUGGAUGAUCCUUAUGCACACAGUGAAGACAUACUUAAGUCAAAGUCCUGGGCGGAUAGGAAUUCUAAACGGUACCGUAAGACGUCCAAAUACUGUCCACCAGACAACAGCGCAAGAAAUCUGAGGAAGACAUUUGUCGUUUCCGAGCCGAAAAUGCCUCCUAUCAACACAAUGACGAUGUUGUCCAAAGAAAUGGCUGCGGAUGCGGGUGAAGGUGAAGCACCUCGUCAGCAUUUGGGUGACCUGCUCACUGAUGAGACGCCACCAUGGAUGAACAGCUCAAUUGCAGACACGGAGCCUGGCUCUUUAACUUGUAGUCCUAAAAAACGUGCCUCAAAGGGGCGACAAGUGGUGGAGGAGACUGCCUUGAUCACGCCUGUCUCUUCUCCAGCAAGUCGAGCCUUAAUGUCAGUGACCAACACCAUUGCUAACCCAGAUAAAGAGAACCAAGGGAGAGGCAGGAGAUGCAAGGGCGUCGUCAGUUACAAGGAGCCAUCCCUGCACAGCAAAAUGCGCCGUGGAGAUAAAUUUACCGACACCAUGUUCCUAGACUGUCCAGUUUUUAAAGGCCGUCAGAAGAAGAAGAAGAAAAACAAGUCAUCGUCGCAAGUGCCCAUUAGCAAAGAAUGAUUUUUGCUUCUUCUUUACUUAAUUUUUUUUUUAAGUUUUAUGUUGGCUUUAAUGCGCAUUCAGUAUGUUUAAUAAACAUAUUCUACUGAC